Corylus avellana is the source of this 1464-nucleotide messenger RNA. RefSeq names its product anthocyanin 5-aromatic acyltransferase. The record is from RefSeq and is a predicted model, not a curated record. Lineage: Eukaryota; Viridiplantae; Streptophyta; Magnoliopsida; Fagales; Betulaceae.
UUCAACAACUUCAACUCUCUCCCUCUCUCUGUCUCUCUGUCUCUCUCUGUUUUCAUGGCUAAAUUGUUCACAGUGCAGGUUCUUGAGCAUUGCUUUGUCUCUCCCCCACCAAAUUCAGCUCCAAAAGCCUCACUACUCCCUCUAACCUUCUUUGACAUUCCAUGGCUUUUCAUCUCUCCAGGCCAACCUCUGUUCUUCUAUGAAUAUCCCUACCCCACCUCCUUUUUCACAUCCACAACCCUCCCAAAUCUCAAGCACUCCCUCUCCUUGACUCUUCAGCACUACUACCCUUUUGCAGGAAACCUUCUGCUACCAUCUCAGCCAGCCAAGCCGGAGCUUCUCUACACCGACGGUGACAAGGUUGGCCUGACAUUUGCAGAGUCCGGUGGAGACUUCAGCCAUCUUUCAGGUAACCAUCCAAGAGAUGUCAAUCAAUUCUACCAGCUUCUGCCCAAGUUGCCAAAGUGUGUGUCAGGGGAAAAGCAGUUGCAUCCUUUGCUUGCUGUUCAAGUUACUGUUUUUCCAAACUGUGGAAUUUGUAUUGGAUUAACAUACCAUUAUGUUGCUGCUGAUGGAAGGACCUUCAACAAUUUCAUGAAGACUUGGGCAUGGUAUUAUUGUGGUAUUCGAGAUUCUUCUUUUCCAAUCAAGUAUUUACCCUCUUAUGAUAGAUCAGUCAUCAUUGACACAGAUGGGCUAGAGGAAAUUUUCUUGAAGGAGUGGUGGAACAGAAAAUCUUCACAAGAAGUUGUUGUAGAUUUGUCCAAAAUGGUUCGAGCCACAUUUGUGAUGAGUUUGAACGAUAUGGAGAGAAUCAAAAAAUGGAUAAUAGCUCAAUGCAGGAAGAAAAACCAGUCACCCCCAAUACAUUUAUCACCAUCUGUACUAGUUUGUGCAUUUGUAUGGGUUUGUCUGCUUAAAACCCAAGUGGGUUUGAAUGAGAAAUGUUUUGGGGAGGAUUCAGCUUAUUUUGGGUUUAAUGCAGGUGGGAUUACCCGUCUGGAUUAUCCAGUGCCUGCAACAUAUUCUGGUAAUUGCCUUGGGUUUGGCAGGUCAAUGGCAAAGAUCAAAGAGUUGCUUGCUGAUGAAGGGAUUGUAGUUGCAGCUGAUGUGAUUGGAAACACUGUUAAGAAAUUGGACAGAGCAUUUCUUGGAGGGGCAGAGAAGUGGAUUUCAGAAUGGGGGGUGUUGAUUGGAUCAGAGCUCCAUGUUUUGGUUUCUUGGUCUCCAAAGCUUGAUCUUUAUGAGACAGAUUUUGGGUGGGGGAAGCCUAGAAAAAUAGAGGAGAUUUCUAUAGACAGAAUGAGGGCCAUUUCAAUGACUGAGAGUAGAGAUUUCAAAGGUGGCAUUGAGGUUGGCUUAGCUCUCCCCAAGUCUAAGAUGGAUGCUUUUGGCACUUUCUUCAUUGAAGGUCUCAAAUUCUUUUGUAAUCAAUUUGAUUAGCACACUAAAUUUAAUGGUUAA